UGAGAUAAGGAUGAGACGGACAAACGGAUUGACGAAGGUGCCUAAGGUAGGGGAUACUCAGUCUGGCGGCCACGUGCUACACGAGCGCACGCCCCGAGCCGGCCGGCGGUCCAGCCAGCCAUCCACGACGCCGUCCUCUUCUUCUUCAUCCCCGUAUCAUCCCGCGCGUUUUCUCCCGUUCCUCCCAACCAUCCCAUCAGUUUAUUCGUCUCUUUUUGUUGAACUUGUGACGGAAAUCGUCGAAAAGUCGCGCGACGUAGUUUCGAGCGCGGGCAAGCACGCGAUCGGUGUGAUUCUCCAGCAUAUGUUCUGAAAGGUCGAAGAGCAGUGAUCCUGAAGAAAGAUACGGAAAAAAAACACUUGGUUUUUGUGACAUCAGUCGGUGAUUUCUGCGUGGUACCUUAUACGCGAUACCUUUGUACCUUGAUCCUUUCCGACAGAUGAUUACGAUUUUUCUCUGUCGGAGGAUAUCUUCCACGCGAGUGUACAUCGGUUUGGUGUAAUGACGUUACCGCGACGAAACGAUCGCGCACCGUUUAAUAAUACGGUGCGUAGAUGAAGAACGUGCGUCAAUGUGUGUUUUCUGUGCUGGAAAAGAGCAAACGACUGAUAAUGCGUAUUGUCGCGGCGGACUGACGCGCUUACAGGCGCGACAGUGUGAAGAAUUGACUGAACGGAGGAUUUAUAUUUGAGUGUGUGCGUUGAGAGAAGAAAAGGAAUAAACGGAAAUAUCGGUGGAAAAUUUUGGACAGUGACAAGCGCGACGAUACGGAAGAAGUGCCAAAAUGUUGGCUCGCCACAACAAACGAGAAGACGGCAGGUCGAGUUAUAGGCCAGGACGGCUGACACCGAGGGAUUAAAGCACGUCGAAUGGAUGUGGGCGAUUUAUCGGGCUCGGCAGGAUUGAUAGGGAGCGGAUCCAUCUCGGUUGCGACGGGUGUUGGUAUUAUCGCCAACACGACAUCCGCCACCCCAGGGUGGUGGACGCCUACGUCGACAAUCACCCCGGCAGCGGCCAACACCGACGUGAUGAAUCAGCUCUGCAGAGUUUGCGGAGAGCCGGCCGCGGGUUUUCACUUCGGGGCCUUCACGUGCGAAGGCUGCAAGUCUUUCUUCGGGCGUACUUAUAACAAUCUGGGCAGCAUAUCUGAAUGCAAGAACGGCGGCGUCUGCGUGAUCAACAAGAAGAAUCGCACCGCCUGCAAGGCGUGUCGCUUGCGGAAGUGCUUGAUGGUGGGCAUGUCUAAGUCCGGCUCACGUUAUGGUCGGCGUUCCAAUUGGUUCAAGAUACACUGCCUGCUGCAGGAGCAGUCUCACCAGGCGCAAAAUCGCCUAAUCAAGGACCCUAAAUCCGCGUACGAGAAGGCUUUUGGUUCGUUGGACGCUGCGAAUAACAACAAUAAUAACACCGAAAACGUAAGUAACACCAGCGCUAGCAGCGUCGUCGGCAUCGUCACCACGGCGACCACUACGGCGAACAGUUACCAUCACCAUCUGCACCAUCAUCAUCAUCCGGAUCGGUUGCCCAAGAGGGAAGAAGGCGCGCUCAGGCCGCCGGAUAUGCCGGUGCAAUUAAGAUCGCCAGAGAUCCCACCUAGGACCAGCCAGGACGCGAUUUUGAGGCCUGGUGAUCUUCCGAGGGUUUCGCACGAAAUGCUCAGGCCUGAAGUCUCGAGGUUUCCCAUGUGGCGGGGCCCGCCGUUGUUCCAUCCGGCUCUCACACACAUGCAGCUGCUUAACACGCCGUUCUUUCCCUUCCAGCAAGCACGCUUCAUGGUACCUUACAUGAAUCAAAUAAGCCCGCCGCAGAUGGUGACCAGUUUAUCGACCUCAUCCAGCGAGAACGUCAGCCCGCGAACAACCCCGUCGCCGACGAAGAGGAACGAGGAAAAUCGAGAAUGUCGCGAGAUCGACCGCGACGCCGGCCAACGAGAUCGAUGUCUGAGGAGAGGAUCGACAGAGAUCGCAUAUGACAAGAGCCUAGCAUUUCUGCGAUCUCUUGGACCGGAGCAGGAAGAGCCGAUGGACCUCAGCAUGAAGGACACGCAGACGGAUGGGCAUGAAAUGGAUGCUGGUAGUAUGGAAGAGGAAGAGGAGGAGAAGUCGAGCGACAGCGAGGACAACGAGCUUCUGCAAGAUACCGGACCGCCUUUGGAUCUCACACGGAAGACAUGACCUCGGAUAUCAGACGGUGCUCAAUAGAUGCUUAAUAGAAAUUUGCGAAGGAUUAUCGUCGGUGUCGCUCGGAGUUCGCGAGGGCGACAUGAAAGAAUAAUGACGCAAUGAUGUUGAUAAAGAAACGGAAAUUCUGGCAAAUCGAAGCUUGCCGGCGAAAGGGAAAAAAAAUAAACGCUUGAAGGAAAAAAUGAAAAUGAGCGGGAAAAUAACGAAGAAGACGAAGAAGACGAAGAAGAAGCUAGAGAAAGGUGAAGUGAGGUGAAGAAGAGAAUGGAGUAGAACGUGCGAGGUGCGGAGGGAGAGUGAGAGAAGGUACAGUUACAUCGUAAUAACGCGGCGAGCGAGAAGCACGGCCAAGUGUCAAAGGUGCCUUGGCACAAGAAACGAGAAGACGAUCCGGGGUGGGGAAGAAGAGUAGCCGAAUACGAUUAGGUUGGAACAACACGAGGGAAAAGCGGGAGAAGGGGAAGAGAGCGCGGUCGGCCUACAUGCCGAUGGACAAGAACAAGAAGUGCCGCGCGUAGCCAUCCGGCAUAAAACGGCUUUAUGAUCGGUGAUCGCCCGAUCGAUGAAAAUUGCUCAAGCCGCUCGGUAUUAGUCCCUUUUGCCCAGCCGUAUACCGGCGACAGGUGCACGUUGACGGAACGAGUCGUCGGCUCGUGACACGUCUUGUGUCAUUGGGGAAACGUACGACGGACGAUUGUGCCUUACAAGCGGUGCCUUCUUUGAAAGUGCGCCGAUACAAACUAUAGUUUAACGUUAAACGCGAUAUAUAACUAUUCGCUGUGUAUAGCGCGACGACACGCUCGGCGAUGGCCAGUGAAUGCUUCGCGCGUGUUAUCGCGCCUAUCAAUCGUUCGGUAAUGUCCGAGGCCCGAACUUUACUGCUCGAUCCGCACACGCGCUCGUUCGCCAAAAUGGAUUCGGCGAAAUGAGUUCGAUGUGAUAAAUCGAACAAGAUUGAUUCGGGCACCGAAUAGAUCGUGAUUCUACGCGUGAAUCUCGAGUACUCUUAACGUAACUUAUAUUUUUCGAGAGUCUCUUUUUUUCGAAUAAACACAAGCGCGGGGAGAGCUAUUCCGAAACUCCUUGAUCGCGCCGAACGUCCGCGGCGAGAUUGCGCUCAAGUACAAAAAAAUAAAAAAAGAAAGAGAUGCAUAUGGAAGAUGUGGCAGCCACGACGCGGGCAUCGUUUAAAUGUCCGAGUCGAGAGUGCGAGGUGAAAUAAAGAAUAUUAUAUACCUGAAUGUAACGCUGUUCAUUAAAUCCCUUCACACAUGCUCAUCGAUCUUCCAUCUUUCACGUGGGUACGUAUACCGUUCCAAACUCGAGAUGGUAUUCGAUUACUUUCGUCUCGCGCGUCUUUCAACGUUUCUCGUCGCGCCGCUACGAAAGCGCGCGUUAUAAUAUUAUUACACAUGCGCGCGUAAACGCGUAUUAUCGUACGUGCAAUGUU
Molecule: messenger RNA, 3634 nt
Organism: Formica exsecta
Lineage: Eukaryota; Metazoa; Arthropoda; Insecta; Hymenoptera; Formicidae
Product: zygotic gap protein knirps-like
Exons: 4
Coding region: 871-2175 (434 amino acids)
Biological process (GO): regulation of DNA-templated transcription
Molecular function (GO): zinc ion binding; sequence-specific DNA binding; DNA-binding transcription factor activity
Source: RefSeq, a predicted model, not a curated record